Molecule: messenger RNA, 634 nt
Organism: Rubroshorea leprosula
Lineage: Eukaryota; Viridiplantae; Streptophyta; Magnoliopsida; Malvales; Dipterocarpaceae
Source: the annotation of a GenBank genome assembly
CGGCAUCAUCAUCUCACCGUUUAUCUUCUUCACCAUUCUCUUCACCAUCUUCACCAUCCUCUUCCUCUUCAUCAUCUUGAUUCCUCAUGGAACCCGAUGCUGGGUUUUCCUCUUGUUCAUCUUGGUUCUUCGCGGAACCCAAAUCUUGGUUCCGCGAGGAACCCAGCCCGGUGUUGGGUGGCGAAACCUAACCCGAUGCUAGAUCUGGGUUUCGUGAGGAACCCAGUUCUGGGUUUCGUGAGGAACCCAGAUCUGGGUUUCGUGAAGGAACCCAGAUCUGGGUUUCGUGAAGAACCCAGUUCUGGGUUUCGUGAAGAACCCAGUUCUGGGUUUCGUCAAGGAACCCAAAUCUGGGUUUCGUGAAGAACCCAGUUCUGGGUUCCUCGAAGAACCUAGCUCUGAGCACGAAAUUCAUAUUCUUGGUGAUUGGUUUGAUCAAUUUUGAAGUUUGGGAUGGUAAAGCUAGUUUUUCUUUGCUCUGUUUCUUUAGCUUCUUGUUUUGUUUGGUUGCUUUGUUUCAAUUUUGAAGUUUUUCUUUGUUUGAUUGCUGUGUUUCAAUUUUGAAGUUUUUCUUUGUUUGAUUGCUUUGUUUUCGCUUGGCCUUCGGGAACUCAACUAAAACUGGAAAAGGAAA